UUGCUCUGGGCUUAUCAGAUAGCUUGCCUCCAGACGCUUGCUAAGCUAGUCACCCUGAUGCUAAACAUCGUAGCUGUUUGAAACGCCGCCGUUUCACGAACGGAGCCGUUAAAACCGACUUUUCUCAGAGCUCAGCGGCUGGAGCGCAGCGCGCGUCCCGCCGCACGAUGGCGGCUGAAGCGGUGGUCACCGUCCGGCUGGUGAGGUCCUUCGAGCACAGAAACUUCAAACCGGUCGUGUUUCAUGGAGUCAACUUGGACCAAACGGUGCUGGACUUCAUGCAGUUUGUCAGAGUAGAUAUUGCGACAAGACCGGGCCUCCCUCCUCCUUUCAAGAAAUACGCUUACGACACGAUGAAGAUCACCCACCAGGCACACGGAGCAAAGACUAAUGAGCUGGUGAUGAGUUUAGACGACGAUGAAAAGCUCAUUCUGCAGAACGACCAAACCCUGAGAGCUGCUGGCGUCGCAAAUGAAACAGAAGUGGCCUUCUUCAGGAAAGAGGACUACGGCCUCUAUAAAGCGAAUCCCAAAAGUGCUUGGUGACCUCAGGAUUUUAAUUAACAGCAGAGGAGGUCAAAGGUCAAGCCUGGCACAAGACGGGCGCCAUCAUGUUUACACAGUAGAGUUUUAAUUUGUGGGCUUGUUUUUAAAAGUGAAGCUUAUCCUGCACCACUCUGCCUUUUUAUUUCUACUCUUCAUUAUUUUUGCUCUGCUGUUCGUUUUCAUUCCUGUUUUAAAACAUGCUGAAUAAAGAUUUUUGAGA
This is a messenger RNA of Chelmon rostratus (copperband butterflyfish), 765 nucleotides long. It is a transcript of the gene c13h2orf76, whose product is annotated as chromosome 13 C2orf76 homolog. Lineage: Eukaryota; Metazoa; Chordata; Actinopteri; Chaetodontiformes; Chaetodontidae. The transcript is spliced from 5 exons. The coding region runs from base 168 to 545 and encodes 125 amino acids. The record is from RefSeq and is a predicted model, not a curated record.